GGAACUCGGUCACCGCCCAAUCCCUCCCUCAGUCUCGGCUAUUGUUGAGAAAUAAAUCCGCAACAGCGAAACCAGCUCUAUCGAAACUUUCAAGUGAGUUAGCAGAGUGAGAAAAAGUGUCGUUUCCGCGAAAGGGAGGAAAACUUUAGUGGCGAAGCGUUGUCAUUCCUCCAUCUUGAAACUUUCCGAACGAAUUGUUUUCGUCUUCCAGACAUGACAAGCAUCAACACUGCCAACAUCAAUUUCAAAUGGGACCCGAAAAGUCUGGAGAUCAGGACUCUGGCAGUGGAGAGACUGCUGGAGCCCCUGGUCACACAGGUCACCACUCUGGUAAACUCAAGUAACAAAGGCCCAUCGAACAAAAAGAAGGGACGUUCCAAGAAGGCUCAUGUCCUGGCUGCUUCAGUGGAGACUGCCACCCAGAACUUUCUGGAAAAAGGAGAGAAGAUAGCAAAGGAGAGUCAGUUCCUUAAGGAUGAGCUCACUGCUGCAGUUGAUGAUGUACGCAAGCAAGGUGAUUCAAUGAGGCAGGCUUCUGGAGAAUUUGCUGAAGACCCCUGCUCUUCUGUUAAGAGGGGCAAUAUGGUUCGUGCUGCCAGAGCCCUCUUGUCGGCAGUCACACAUCUGUUGGUUCUGGCAGACAUGUCUGACGUCUACAAACUUUUGCUCCAGCUUAAAUUGGUGGAGGACAGUCUUGUGAAAGUGCGUAAUGCAGGAACAGAACAGGAUCUGGGUAUCCAAUAUAAGGCCUUGAAGCCAGAGGUGGACAAGCUGAACAUCAUGGCAGCAAAGAGACAGCAGGAGUUAAAGGAUGCCCAACAUAAGGACCAAAUGGCUGCUGCUCGCGGUGUUCUCCAGAAGAACAUCCCUAUGCUGUACACAGCAUCCCGUGCUUGCUUGCAGCACCCUGAUGUUGCUGCCUACAAGGCUAACCGUGACCUGAUCUACAAGCAACUGCAGCAUGCAGUUUCAGGCAUCUCCAAUGCCGCUCAGGCCACUGCCACAGAAGACUCUGCACUCAGUCAAACAGCAGGUGGUGGAGAGCUUGCAUAUGCACUCAACAAUUUUGACAAACAAAUCAUUGUGGACCCCCUGGCAUUUAGUGAGGAGCGCUUUCGUCCAUCCUUGGAGGAACGGCUUGAGAGCAUUAUCAGUGGAGCUGCCCUCAUGGCUGACUCGUCCUGCACGCGAGAUGACCGUAGGGAGCGAAUUGUGGCUGAAUGCAAUUCAGUCCGCCAGGCUCUUCAGGAUCUGCUCUCCGAGUACAUGGGCAAUGCUGGCAGAAAGGACAGGAGUGAUGCGCUGAACACAGCCAUUGACAGAAUGACAAAGAAAACGAGAGAUCUCCGCAGACAGCUACGUAAAGCUGUAAUGGACCAUGUGUCUGACUCAUUUUUGGAAACCAAUGUACCCCUCCUGGUUCUGAUUGAAGCUGCAAAGAAUGGCAACGAGAAAGAAGUCAAGGAAUAUGCACAGGUGUUCCGUGAGCAUGCCAACAAGCUGAUUGAGGUGGCCAACUUGGCCUGCUCCAUCUCCAACAACGAAGAGGGAGUGAAGCUGGUCCGGAUGGCAGCAUCUCAAUUAGAAACUCUUUGCCCUCAGGUAAUUAAUGCAGCUUUGGCCUUAGCUGCAAAGCCUAACAGUAAGGUGGCACAAGACAAUAUGGAUUUGUUCAAGGAGCAAUGGGAGAAGCAGGUCAGAGUCCUCACUGAUGCUGUUGAUGACAUAACAUCCAUCGAUGACUUCCUUUGUGUUUCUGAGAACCACAUCCUGGAGGAUGUGAAUAAGUGUGUUAUCGCUCUGCAAGAGAAAGAUGUGGAUGGUUUGGAUCGCACUGCCGGGGCGAUACGAGGUCGUGCUGCCCGAGUAGUUCAUGUGGUGACUUCUGAAAUGGACAAUUAUGAGCCUGGAAUCUACACAGAAAAGGUGUUGGAGGCCACAAAGCUCCUGACUGACACAGUGAUGCCACGGUUCACAGAGCAAAUUGAGUCUGCAGUGGAGGCCUUGAGCGCAAACCCCUCACAACCAGUUGAUGAGAAUGAGUUCAUUGAUGCUUCCCGUCUUGUAUAUGAUGGCAUUCGAGACAUUCGCAAGGCUGUCCUCAUGAUUAGGACUCCAGAGGAAUUGGACGACUCCGACUUUGAAACUGAAGACUUCGAUGUUCGAAGCAGGACCAGUGUGCAGACAGAAGAUGACCAGCUGAUUGCUGGUCAGAGUGCAAGGGCUAUUAUGGCUCAGUUGCCACAGGAACAGAAGGCAAAGAUAGCAGAGCAAGUCGCCAGCUUCCAGGAAGAGAAGAGCAAACUGGAUGCAGAGGUAUCCAAGUGGGAUGACAGCGGCAAUGACAUAAUUGUUUUGGCCAAGCAGAUGUGCAUGAUCAUGAUGGAGAUGACAGACUUCACCAGGGGGAAAGGACCAUUGAAGAAUACAUCUGAUGUCAUCAGUGCUGCCAAGAAAAUUGCAGAAGCAGGAUCAAGAAUGGACAAGUUGGGUCGUACUAUUGCAGACAAUUGCCCUGACUCAACCUGUAAGCAGGACCUGCUCGCCUACCUGCAGCGUAUUGCCUUGUAUUGCCACCAGCUCAAUAUCUGCAGCAAAGUCAAGGCUGAGGUUCAGAAUCUGGGAGGAGAGCUGGUUGUUUCAGGGUUGGACAGCGCCAUGUCCCUCAUUCAGGCCGCAAAAAAUCUGAUGAACACCGUGGUGUCUACUGUGAAGGCAUCGUACGUCGCCUCCACCAAGUACCAGAAGAACAAGGGCAUGGAGGCCCUCAAUAUGCCUGCCAUUUCCUGGAGGAUGAAGGCACCUGAGAAGAAGCCUCUGGUGAAGAGAGAGAAGCAGGAUGAUGGCCAAACAAACCGGGUCAAGAGAUCCUCUCACAAGAAGCAUGUCAACCCCGUUCAGGCUCUGAGCGAGUUCAAAGCAAUGGAUAGUAUCUAGAGCCUCCCACAUUUUGUUUAUAUAUAGAGAUAAAGGUUGGCAUUUUAUCAAAAAGAGCUUUUAAGAUAUUUUUUUUUGAAAAUUGAAAUCUUUCCAUUGGUGUAUAUGUACAUGUCUGCCUUAUCUCAAUUCCAUAAGAUUGCUGUAUACUGUCUUGUAUGGAAAAUAAUAAGGGAUCAAUUGGACACAGGCGUUUUGUAUUUUCACAUUUGUUUUCUGUUAUGUAUGGUUGACUUAAUUCAACAGACUAUUCUCAUUUAGGUUGUAUUAUUACCAUGCUGGGGUUCUCUGGUCUUUUUCAUUGUUUGGUAAUCUAUACCACAAAUAUCAACUAUGCAAAUUCCCAACUGCCUUAUUUCAACGCGAGCAAUAUUUGUUUGGAGCCUGUAGGGCGUAUGUGAGAUUUGAUGUGUCAUGGCCCACCUGUAACAAACCAAAGUUAGUAUUAUAUAGUUGUAGCUGUUCACACUUGAUGACAGAUGUCUGUCUCGCUCUGUUGAUUUUUUUUGUUUUGUUUUUGUUUUUUGUUUUUUUGUAAAGAGACGUUUAAGCCGCACGGAUAUGCCCGCCACCCCCUUCUCAGUCCAGCUCUGAGCAUUUGAGACUUAUUGAUGAAGUCUUAUAAAACCCAGUGGGCCAAACAAUCAGUGAAGUACACCUGUUCUCUGCAGAGCUGACGAGCUUCAUUUACUGUCAUUGAGACCAACCACCACAACCUAAGAAUGGGUCCAAAUUUUGAGGUAUCAAUACUUUUCUCUCCUCCGCCUGGGAAGAAUGCAUGUAAAGAGACGGGGAGAUUUCCUCCCUAAUACGGCUUGUUUUCAAUUCUAUUCUAGUCCAGACUCUAGAUGGUCAACUUUUUCAAGCCUCCAGCAACUCACAAUGUGUUAAAACCUUGAAAUUGUUACUUGAUCUAACAGCUUUUUGAUGACAUUGUGUGUGAGGCUUUUUGCAAUCGUCCUGGUUUAGUUUCCCAUUCAAAUUCUGUUUUGCCUGAUUGGCAUCAGUGAACUAAUCCCAGAUGGGCAUGUAUGUGCUCACUUUUGAGCUUUUUUUUUUUUUUUUUUUUUUUUGCCAUGCACAGCCAAUAUCUCAAAGGCUUAAGUUUGUAUUUCCUCUGUCUUUUGCUGUAUUUGAUUUUGGAAUAGAGACAAGAAACAACUUUGCUGUGGAUAUUUUUUCUUUCCUUUAUAGCUGACCUGUUAGUGAACACUAUACUGAAUUCAUGUACCUGCUUUCUAUCUAGACAAACAGUUGAAUAAAACCAUCCUCUCCAAUAA
Molecule: messenger RNA, 4217 nt
Organism: Phycodurus eques (leafy seadragon)
Lineage: Eukaryota; Metazoa; Chordata; Actinopteri; Syngnathiformes; Syngnathidae
Gene: ctnna1
Product: catenin (cadherin-associated protein), alpha 1
Exons: 19
Coding region: 214-2937 (907 amino acids)
Biological process (GO): cell-cell adhesion; cell migration
Cellular component (GO): adherens junction; catenin complex; actin cytoskeleton
Molecular function (GO): cadherin binding; actin filament binding; structural molecule activity
Source: RefSeq, a predicted model, not a curated record